Pelmatolapia mariae (spotted tilapia) is the source of this 2342-nucleotide messenger RNA. RefSeq names its product ribonucleoside-diphosphate reductase subunit M2-like. The record is from RefSeq and is a predicted model, not a curated record. Lineage: Eukaryota; Metazoa; Chordata; Actinopteri; Cichliformes; Cichlidae. Gene Ontology annotation, cellular component: cytosol. Gene Ontology annotation, biological process: deoxyribonucleotide biosynthetic process. The transcript is spliced from 10 exons. Bases 1016 to 2173 code for a protein of 385 amino acids. Gene Ontology annotation, molecular function: ribonucleoside-diphosphate reductase activity, thioredoxin disulfide as acceptor.
UGAAGCUCUCAAGCUGGAAGGAGAUGUAGGUUUAAUAAGAUCGGAUUUAUGAGGAAAAUGAAGCUCAAAGUUUGUCUCCAGAGGCUGACAGCUGCUCAGACCGCAGUUACAACACAUUCAGGUGAUGGGAGCCAGGAAGACUCAAUAAAUCUGCCUUUAAAUCCAUUUUUUUCUGCUCAAGUGACGCAAAGAAACCGACAUAUUCCUGCAGAUUCCCUUUCUUUGCACUUUUACAUUUUUUGUUGAUGCAAUUGUUUGUUCUCUGAUAUGAAAACGCAUAGGGCGCCUGUAAAUUAAGCGUUAAUGUAAUGUUGGGCGUGUUACGUGAAUUUUGGGGCUAAAUCUCCAUGGUGACUGCUAAUUUAGAUGAGAGGAAAUCAGAAAUGGCGGCAGCAGAAAUAAAGACUGAGUUUAAAUAACAGCAAGUUGUUGGUAGACCCUUUAAAGCAGAAAUCGGUUAGUAUCCGUUCAUAUGUGGAUCCAGCCACAUGAUUUAGAACAACCCGCUGAACUUAACCUGCGCGAAAAUAUAUGUAAAUCUUGAUUCUUUAGGCGCUAAUGUCUCAUUAUUACAGAAGCGUUUUUUCUUCGAGAAACAUUCUAACGUGUUUUAGAAUCACAGUAUAAAAUGUUUAAUAUGAACAAAUGCGAGAUUUUUAUCAAAGGCUGAAAGGUUUCGUAAGCACUCGUUUUAAUCAUUUUGUAAACAGCAGUUACGAAAGGUUUUGUAACCCGCACAAACGAAGAGUUUGAAUUUCCCGCAAUCGUUUAGGGGUCACGAGAGCACUUCUCGCGACCUGAUUGGCUUGGUCCCUCCCGACUGUUUAAAGGGGCUCAUUUAGCUGCGUGCCCAUUGGCCAGCAGUUCUAGCGCCAAGAUUCCAAUAAAAGGGCGAGCUGCAGCAGAAGCCCUAUACUGUCUCCGUCUGUCUGCAGCUACCAAGCUUUAGUUUUCUGCUCCUUUUAGCUUCUUAGUGUUUUUUUUCUUUGUGUCCGUUUGAACCCGAAAAGUCACGAUGCUGGCCGCGCGCUCCCCGCUCUCAGUGAAGAACGAGCAGACCCUCAGCGGGCAGCUGGACAAAAUGUUUCUGGACAAAGAGAACACGCCUCCGGGCCUGAACAGCAGCCGCAUCCUGGCGUCCAAAACCGCGCGGAGGAUCUUCGACGCUGCUGCGCCCAAAGUGAAAAAGAGCAGCAGCUCGCAGGAGGAGGAGCCUCUGCUGAAGGAGAACCCUCGCCGCUUCGUCAUCUUCCCCAUUGAGUACCACGAUAUCUGGCAGAUGUACAAGAAGGCAGAGGCGUCCUUCUGGACGGCAGAGGAGGUGGAUCUGUCCAAGGACCUGCCGCACUGGGAUGCCAUGAAGGACGAAGAGCGCUACUUCAUCUCCCACGUGUUGGCCUUCUUCGCCGCCAGCGACGGCAUCGUCAACGAGAACCUGGUGGAGCGCUUCAUGCAGGAAGUGCAGGUAACGGAGGCCCGGUGUUUCUACGGUUUCCAGAUCGCCAUGGAGAACAUCCACUCGGAGAUGUACAGCCUGCUGAUCGACACGUACAUCAAGGACCCCAAAGAGAGAGAGUACCUGUUUAAUGCCAUCGAGACGCUGCCGUGCGUGAAGAAGAAGGCCGACUGGGCGCUCAACUGGAUCGGCAACAAGAACGCCACCUAUGGAGAGCGCGUGGUGGCCUUUGCCGCUGUGGAGGGGAUCUUCUUCUCGGGCUCGUUCGCCGCCAUCUUCUGGCUGAAGAAGAGAGGCCUGAUGCCCGGCCUGACCUUCUCCAACGAGCUCAUCAGCAGAGACGAGGGUCUGCACUGUGACUUUGCCUGUCUGAUGUUCAAACACCUGGUGAACAAACCGCCCAAGGAAACCGUCAUCAACAUCAUCAAGAACGCCGUGGAGAUCGAGCAGGAGUUCCUGACUGACGCUCUGCCCGUGAAGCUCAUCGGGAUGAACUGCGACAUGAUGAAACAGUACAUCGAGUUCGUGGCCGACAGACUGCUGCUGGAGCUCGGCUUCUCCAAGAUCUACCGGGUGGAGAACCCUUUUGACUUCAUGGAGAACAUCUCCCUGGAGGGAAAGACCAACUUCUUUGAGAAGCGGGUGGGCGAGUACCAGAGGAUGGGCGUGAUGGCGACGCCCACGGACAACACCUUCCGGUUGGACGCUGACUUCUGAGGCGGCGGCUGCUCUUUGGACUUCAGCCAGUUGGAUUGCAGGCAGGACUGCAGUCGGGUUCAAAUGUUUGUUUGUUUUUUUCUUUUUGUACAUAGACUUUGUAGAGUUUUUAUUAAGUCUUAUUAUAGUUUUAAAUAUGUACAUUUUUGUAAUAAAGUAACUGUUUGUA